Molecule: messenger RNA, 1095 nt
Organism: Naegleria gruberi
Lineage: Eukaryota; Heterolobosea; Eutetramitea; Acrasida; Naegleriidae
Exons: 1
Coding region: 1-1095 (364 amino acids)
Biological process (GO): protein homooligomerization
Molecular function (GO): protein binding
Source: RefSeq, a predicted model, not a curated record
AUGGAUCCUUUCAAUCUUCAGCGUUUUAAUCCUAUUGUACCAUCACAUCAACCACAACCAACUAUUCAACCUCUUCAACAACCACCUUCUUCCUCAUCACCGUCAUCUAUUCAACCUUCGGGUGAAUCAGUAGAGAUCAAUGUUGGUGGAAGAAAAUUUGUAACCACCAUCAAGACUUUAAAAUCCAUCCCAAUAUUUAAAGAAUUGAAUAAUAUUCCAACGUUAAAGAGUAGAAAACCAAAUACAACAACACAAUCAAACCCAUUCCAAACAAUUCAAUCUAUCAAUCAAUCUAAUGAUAAAAGUUUUCCAUUUGGUGAUUAUUUCGGAUAUGAUGAAACAGGAAAUUUAUUUGUUGAUUUGAAUGGUGAAUUAUUUGAAGCAAUUUUGGAUUGGGUUAGAUAUAGUAAGGUUCCUGAACUUAGUAUUAAUAAUUUGACUGUAAAACAAUUACUCAGAUUAAAAUCCGAGGCUCGUUUUUAUAGAUUGGAUGAUUUGAUUACUGCUUGUCAUCUUCGAUUGGAAGAAUUAGGAUCUGCUAUUGAAAAACAAAAACAACCAAUUAUUCCAAUUGUUAAAGAACAACAAUCACCAGUAAUUAAUCCAAUUAUUCCUUCUCUUCAACAACCAACAAUUACUCCUUCAUCUACUAGUAAUAUUAAUGGAAUUCAAUUACUUGCUCUCCAUGUGAAGAAUACCAAUCAACCACUUUUUACUGCAAAUCCAGGAAUUGAAGAAAUGCAAGUUAUUCCAUCAUCAAUUGUUGAAAUUGAUGUACCAAGAGAAGGAAAUUUAUUAAUUGAAUAUUAUAUUGCAGACUCUUGUGGUGAUUAUGUAAUUGUCUUGGAUGGAGUCAACCAAAAACCACACCCAGCUCUUUCAGGUAUUGAAUUUGUAGAAAUGUCAGAAGUCAAAAUUUCAAGAUUGGAGUUUGCCUUCACACAACCAAUUUCUUACGUUACUGCCAAGCUCCCUCAAGGUAAACAUUCUGUUGGUCUUCGUUGGCGUCCUUACAAAAAGAUUGCCUACACAAUCCAAGGUCCCCUCAUUUGUAAAGUUUUCCUUGUUGAUUCCAAUCUCGUAAGAAUGAAUUAA